Molecule: messenger RNA, 1295 nt
Organism: Rhagoletis pomonella (apple maggot)
Lineage: Eukaryota; Metazoa; Arthropoda; Insecta; Diptera; Tephritidae
Product: putative nuclease HARBI1
Source: RefSeq, a predicted model, not a curated record
UUAAAAAAAAAAAAAAAAGUCAGAGUCGACUUUUCCUCUCCUAUUUGGUGAACUCUGUUUAUUUUGAUUAAAAAGAUGGAAAAGCUGAUUAUUAUAAAGCAAGUAUUUGAUUUACUUUUUGAUGAUAGCAGUGAAGAGGAUAGCGAUGAAGAUAUCAGGGUUAUCAGUAGUCGAAAGAAACUAAUUAAUAGUUCUGUCAAAGCCCUGAAGCAAAAAAUUAAUGAGGAUAAUGAUGGCAUUAAUGAGGACCAGGAUGUUGCGGCAAAUAUGGCAAAAGCACAUGAAACAUUUACGGGGCAUGUAGUCCCUAGAAUGUCUGCAAAAACCUUCAAGCAACGUUUUCGUGUAAAUCCGAAUGUUUUUUGAAUUAAUUUGCAAGGAUAUCUAUCCGUUCUUGCAUAAAAAAUAUGGCACUGGGCGAAAUCCUGUAAAACUUGAAAAGCAGGUAAUGAUAACACUCUUUUACCUAGGAAACACAGGAGGAUUAAGGAUAAUUGCUAGUAUGUUCGAAGUGAGCAUUUCAACAGCAUGGAGGACAAUCUCCAGCGUAUGCGAUGCAAUUUUAAAGAUGAAUGGAGAGAAAAAAAUUGUAAAAUGGCCAAGUAGCGUUGAAGCAGAAAAAACUGCAAAUCAUUAUUAUUCAACCCAUAAAUUAAAAGGAGUUAUAGGGUGCAUAGACAGUUGUCAUUUGACGAUUAGAACACCAAAACACGCAAAAAAAUCAUAUGCAAACAGAAAGGGUACACAUUCCGUACUUCUACAAGCGAUUUCGAACGAGAAAAUGGAGUUUUUGUACUUUUACGCAGGCGAAUGUGGUUCACUUAAUGAUGCUUCCCUAAUUGCGAAAUCCGGACUAGAAAAUAAAAUAAACACAGUUUGCUUUAAAAUUGCUAUGGAUCAGCAUUUGCUAGGCGACUUCUCGUAUCCACUUAAACCAUGGUUGAUCACUCCAUUUCGAGAUAAGGUUGGGCUCACAGACGAACAAAUGUUUUUUAACAUAAUACAUACUGAGUGCCUUGAUGACAUAAAACGUGCAUUUGGGCUGCUCAAAGGCAGAUUUCGUCGUUUAAAUUACAUAGAUUGCCUAAGAACUGCCGCAACAACGAAAUUCAUUGCUGCUUCCUGCAUAAUUCAUAACAUAUGUCUGUACAACGAAGAUUUUCCAGAUGAGGACGUACAAAUAGAAGUUGAGGAAGACGAGAAAGAAUGUUGUAGUGAACAUGAACAUAAUGUAUCGGCAAGUCAAAAAAGGGACGAGCUAAUGAACGAAUUACACACAUGACUGAAAUAAACAA